AUGAUUCUGCGAUUAUUGAGCUUGCUGAGCUUUGGACUUCUACUUACAAAUGUUCUCUCACAAGCGGGAUGCGCUAGACGGGUUGUGGGAUAUAUCACGAGUUGGGGUGAUGUCCCAUUCACCGAUCAGCAAGCUCGUCUCCUCACCCAUUUGGUGUUCGCCUUUUUUGCAAUGGAUGCUGACGGUGCAUUGACACUCUCAAACAAGGCACAGCAACGACUAAAUGGAAUACUUGAGGUAGCUCGUCGACACCCACACUUAAAAGUGCAAUUCGCCGUGGGUGGCUGGGAGAACUCGCAAUAUUUCUCAAAAAUCGCCUCCACUCAAUCGGGAAGAGCAAAUCUGAACGCGAACAUACGGAAAGUGAUCGAGAACUUCAAAUUUGAUGGAGUGGAUUUGGAUUGGGAAUACCCGGUGACUGGCGGAGCGGUUGAAGGCGAAGAGAUCGAUCGUCAAAACUAUGUGCAAUUGAUGGCAGAGCUGAAGCAAGAGCUCAAAGUCCUGCAAGAGUCCCAACAACGAGCCGAUUCUUAUCUCAUUUCGUUUGCCGGAGCUGCUGGUUAUUGGGUGCUGAAACCGGGUUUCGAUCUUCGUGGUCUCCUUGAAAAUGCGGAUUUCGUGAAUGUGAUGUCCUAUGAUUAUUUCGGUGCAUGGCAGAGUAAAUGGGGUGCAUUCACCGGUCCACCAGCUCCACUCCAUUUCGCGAUGCCAAAGAAGAAAAAGUGUCGAAAUUUUUACGUGAAGAGAUUCUCUGGCAAGAUGAAUGUGCACGCGACGAUCAAAUACUACGCUUGUCAACUGAAAGACACUUAUAAGAUUAAUAUGGGUGUCCCAUUUUAUGGUCGUUUUUGGCACAAUGUUGGCGAAGCUGUUGCACCCGGUGAUGACAUGUGGAGAACGGCGAAACCGAUUGAAGGAGAUAACAAAUUUGAGGGUGGUGAUGUGCAAUGGCGUCAAAUUGGUGGCCGUUUCGAGAUGUCGCGUACUCGUUUCCAUGAAGGAUCGAAGACACCUUUCAUUUGGAUGCCUGAGAAUGCGACUUUUGUUGGUUACGAGGAUGCGAAUAGUUUAUCCUAUAAGAUUCACUACAUUAAAGAGCGAAACAUUGGCGGGGUGAUGAUUUGGGCUAUUGAUUUCGAUGAUGAAAAACUCUCACUUUUACAGGCAGCAACGGGCGGUGAGAUCUGCACAAGUCCAUUCAAGAAAGAGUUCCCCUACAAGUGCUCACCGGUCGACGAUCAACGAUGGUGGACUUUUGAGGAUAAACCGGAACAUGCUGGGAUGUGUGGCCGCUCGGCUCCUCUCUACAAUGAUUAUUAUCCAGUGUGCGAUCCGGAUGAUCCAGGACACGCUUGCUGUGGGAAAUACGGUUAUUGUGGGUCGGGACCUGAGUUCUGCGGCUGUGCAAGUUGUGUCGAUUAUGGAGCCGAUCCGUCGUUGAUCCUCAAAGAACCGAUUCGGCCAGAGAGAAAAGUGACUUGGUAUACGCUUGCAUCCGGCGAGGGUCGACGUGGUCGUUGUGGCCCAAUGGCUCCACAUUUGGAUGGAGGACCGGCCACUUGCAAUCCGGAUGAUCCAAGUGCUAAGUGUUGCUCAAAUGGGGGUUAUUGUGGAUCGACAAAGGAACACUGUGAGUGCCAGGGUUGCGUCGAUUUCUCGAAAACCCCUGACUAUCACUGGAAACCGGUUGAGUGGUGGACGUUCGCCGAGAACUCGAAUCACAUUGGCAAGUGUGGCCCCGGUGCUCCAGUUUUGCCGAGUGGCAAGACUCCAAAAUGUGAUCCAGACUCAAAUGCGCCAUGUUGCAGUCAAUCAGGCUACUGUGGCAACGGUGCUCUAUACUGUGAAUGCCAAGGAUGUGUCGAUUUCAAGAAAACCCCGAACUGGGAAUGGAGGCGCCAAGUGGUGACCGUGGUCUCGAGUUCACCGUCACCAAAUGCACCAUAUGGA
This is a messenger RNA of Mesorhabditis belari, 1950 nucleotides long. Lineage: Eukaryota; Metazoa; Nematoda; Chromadorea; Rhabditida; Rhabditidae. The record is from the annotation of a GenBank genome assembly.